CUUCUUAGGACUGACAACACAGCACAGCACAGGCGAUGGGUGUUUACUUACGGUGGAAACAGCCAUCCUGGAUGGUGGACAGUAUAAGAAUGAGAAUGACUUCACACUUGCCGUGGCUCCUGUCAGCACUUACUCUUCUGCAUUUGACAGUGCAAGCACACAGUCUGAAGAGGGGGACAAUUCAAGAUUUGAAAUGUACAACCAAAAACAUGCUAGUGUGGGACUGCACGUGGACACCACCUGUUGGGGUCAGCCCUGCAACUGUUAAAGAAGUCUGCAUUAAAGACAGGCUCCAUUCUUGUCAUCGGUUAGAGUCAACAAACAUUAAAAUUGCAGCUCUUUCACCUGGCGAUCAUGAAGUAACAAUAAAUUACCUAAAUGGCUUUCAAAGCAAAUUCACACUGAAUGAAAAAGAUGUUUCUUUGAUUCCAGAUACUCCUGCGAGUUUGAGUUUGUCUGCUGACUUGUCAAGCUCCACAUUGCACCUGAGGUGGAAUGACAAAGGUUCUGCUUUCCCAUACCCCUCCAAUGCCACCUGGGAAAUCAAGGUUCUACAGAAUCCGAGCAUGGAACCAGUAAAAUUAGUAUCAUUCAACACAACACUGAACGGUCAGGAUACAGUUCACCACUGGGAUUGGGCCUCAGAGCUGCCCUUGCAGUGUGCUACUUACUCCGUGGGCAUUAGAUGGUACAUCGACUAUCAUCGUUUCUCUGGUUAUAAAGUGUGGAGUGACUGGAGCUUACUGAAGAACAUUUCUUGGACUCCUAAUUCUGAGACCAAUGUUUUCCCUCAAGACAAAGUGAUUCUUGCAGGCUCAGACAUAACAUUUUGUUGUAUAAGUCAAACAAAAGUGCUCUCAGGACAGAUUGGCAAGACAUUUUGUCCUCUUAUCCAUCUUUAUGGGGAAAACGUUGCAAUCCGUAUCCAGAAUAUUUCCGUUUCUGAAAACAGUGGAACAAACGUGGUUUUCACAACAGAAGAUAAUGUGUAUGGAACAGUUGUCUUUGCAGGCUAUCCACCCGAUGUUCCUCAGAAACUGAAUUGUGAGACACAUGAUUUCAAAGAGGUUAUAUGUAGUUGGAAUCCAGGAAGGCCAACAGGACUGGUGGGCCCACGGAAUACAGAUUACACUCUAUCUGAAAGCAUUUCGGGAAAAUCCGUCACAUUUAAAAGGUUUGAAACUCUUACAAAUGAAAGCUACCGUUUAGCCUUCCAAAUGCUUCCGGGCCAAGAAAUUCAUAACUUCACCCUGACUGGUCGCAAUCCACUGGGACACGCAGAAUCAGCAGUUUUCAUCAACAUAACUGAACGAGUUGCUCCUCAUGUACCUGUCUCCUUGAGAGUGAAGGACAUCAAUUCCACAGUUGUCUCUCUUGCCUGGCAUUUGCCAGGAAAUUUUGCAAAGAUUAAUCUCUUAUGUGAAAUUGAAAUUUGUAAAGCUAGUUCUGAACAAGAAGUGCGGAAUGCCACUGUCAAAGGAGCCCAGGAGUCGAGUUACCUUGUUGCUGUGGACAAAUUAACCCCAUACACUCUAUAUACUUUUCGGGUCCGUUGUUCUACUGAGACUUUCUGGAAAUGGAGCAAGUGGAGCAAUGAAAAGAGACAUUUAACCACAGAAGCCAUUCCUUCACGGGGACCAGAUACAUGGAGAGAGUGGAGCUCUGAUGGAAAAAACUUAAUAAUCUAUUGGAAGCCUUUACCCAUUAAUGAAGCUAAUGGGAAAAUACUUUCCUACAAUAUAUCCUGUACAUCAAAUGAGGAGACACAGUCACUUUCUGAGAUCCUUGAUCCUCAACACAAAGCAGAGAUACAGCUUGAAAGAAAUGACUACAUCAUCAGUGUGGUGGCAAAAAAUUCUGCUGGCUCAUCACCACCUUCUAAAAUAGCUAGUACGGAAAUCCCAAAUGAUGACAUCAUAGUAGAGCAAGCCGUUGGAAUGGGAAAAAGCAUCUUCCUCUCCUGGCAUGCCGACCCCAACAUGACCUGCGACUAUGUAAUUAAAUGGUGCAACUCCUCUCAUUCUGAGCCCUGCCUCAUGGACUGGAUAAAGGUUCCUUCAAACAGCACCGAGACCAUAAUAGAAUCUGAUCAAUUUCAGCCAGGAGUAAGAUAUAAUUUUUAUCUCUAUGGAUGCACUAAUCAGGGGUACCAAUUAUUGCGUUCUAUAAUUGGAUAUAUAGAAGAAUUAGCUCCAAUUGUUGCACCAAAUUUUACUGUGGAAGAUACGUCUGCAGAUUCAAUAUUAGUAAAAUGGGAAGACAUCCCUGUGGAAGAGCUCCGUGGCUUUUUAAGAGGGUAUUUAUUUUACUUUCAGAAAGGAGAGAGAGAUACACCUAAGACAAGAACUUUUGAGACAGGUCAUUCUGACAUCAAACUAAAGAAUAUCACUGACAUAUCCCAGAAGACUCUGAGGAUUGCCGAUCUUCAGGGUAAAACCAGUUACCACCUGGUCCUGCGAGCCUAUACGCAUGGUGGACUGGGUCCUGAGAAAAGCAUGUUUGUGGUGACCAAGGAAAACUCCGUGGGAUUAAUUAUUGCCAUCCUCAUCCCAGUGGCUGUGGCCGUCGUUGUUGGAGUGGUGACAAGCAUCCUUUGCUAUCGGAAGCGAGAAUGGAUUAAAGAAACGUUCUACCCUGAUAUUCCCAACCCAGAAAACUGUAAAGCCUUACAGUUUCAGAAGAGCAUCUGCGAGGGAAGCAGUGCUCUGAAGACAUUGGAAAUGAAUCCCUGUACCCCAAAUAAUGUUGAAGUUCUGGAAUCUCGAUCAAUAGUUCCUAAAAUAGAAGACACAGAAAUAAUCUCCCCAGUGGCUGAGCGUCCUGGGGAAAGCUCCGAGGCAGACCCCGAGAACCACGUGGUUGUGUCUUACUGCCCACCCAUCAUCGAGGAGGAAAUAGCCAACCCCUCAGCAGAUGAAGCGGGAGGGAAUUCCCAGGUUGUGUACAUUGAUGUUCAAUCCAUGUAUCAGCCUCAAGCCAAACCAGAGGAAGAACAGGGCAUUGACCCUGGGGUGGUGGCAGGCUAUAAGCCACAGAUGCGCCUCCCCAUAAACUCUGCUGCGGAAGACACAGCAGCAGAAGAUGAAGCAGAUAAAACUGCAGGUUACAGACCCCAGGCCAAUGUGAAUACGUGGAAUUUGGUCUCUCCAGAUUCCCCAAGGUCCACAGACAGCAACAGUGAAAUUGUCUCUUUUGGGAGUCCGUGCUCCAUCAAUUCCAGGCAAUUUUUGAUUCCUCCUAAAGAUGAAGACUUUCCUAAAUCUAAUGGAGGAGGGUGGUCCUUUACAAACUUUUUCCAGAACAAACCAAACGACUAACCGGUCAUCCUUUGCCACUUCAGUCUGCCAUCUCAACAAGCUCUCACUGCUGGUGUCCCGGCAGCCAGCUGUCGGGGCAUUCCUGGAGGGACCCUGCAAAUGUUGAGCCAGGGACCUUCAUCCCAGGCAAGUGACACUAGAAGCAUUAACGUGCUUUUAAUGUAUCCUAAAAGCCAAAGUACAGUGACUCAGAGACCUCAGCCACAGAAACUCAAGAUCUGAAGCUGGUUUUGAUUGAGCCAAAGAAUCCUCCACAAGGAUUUCACUACUAACUCUGCCUAGUACAUAUAUAUAUGCAAAACAAAUCUCACAACUGUCUGUUGUUAGUGGUUUUCUCAUCUUUGUAUGUUGUGGAAUUCCAAGUGGAUUUACAGGCAAGGAAGAAAAAUGUACAAGUCAAAAUAAUGCUGAUUUGCCUGACAUUUAUUGCAGUCCAGAGGAAAACCAAGCACAGAUUUUAAAACUUUUAUGAUGUCUCUAUCCACAGCAUUUCCAAAAGAGACUCUAGUUUUUAAUGUAGCAGCAGCUAUUCGGUGUUCUGUUUGGUUGAGUGCACUGAUGUCUGUGCCUCUCCAGUGUUCCAGUUGAUGGAGUGUGCUGAUUUCUCUGCCUACUGUAUCAUAGUUAUCAAACAGUUGUCUCAGGGGUACAAACUUGGAAAAACAAGUGUGACACUGACCAGCCCAAAUCAGAAUCACAUUGUCCUGCUUUGAGUGGACAUGAAAGCCUUUCUCCUAUCACAUAGCUUGCAUAAUAGCUUCCAUUGUGCGGCCCAUUGUCCUCUAGUUGGAAAUUUCUAGAACUGUCUCCAAAUUUUCUUUGUGUUUUUGUUUUGUAUUAUAGUGUCUGCUUUAUAAGAGCAAAUCCAACAUUAUUCACAAGUAUAUAAUUGUGAUGAGUUACUGUGUAAGAUGACUACUAAGAA
This is a messenger RNA of Phodopus roborovskii (desert hamster), 4242 nucleotides long. It is a transcript of the gene Lifr, whose product is annotated as LIF receptor subunit alpha. Bases 36 to 3317 code for a protein of 1093 amino acids. Lineage: Eukaryota; Metazoa; Chordata; Mammalia; Rodentia; Cricetidae. Gene Ontology annotation, molecular function: cytokine binding; cytokine receptor activity. The transcript is spliced from 19 exons. Gene Ontology annotation, cellular component: membrane; signaling receptor complex; external side of plasma membrane. The record is from RefSeq and is a predicted model, not a curated record. Gene Ontology annotation, biological process: cytokine-mediated signaling pathway.